UGAGGAAACCUGUUCUUGUGGGCAUCCACUGAGGUGACGAUGGGACUCCAUUUGCCCCUGCAAGGAUUAGCAGGGCUGCUCCUGCUCUCUGCCCUGCCCUGGGCUCAGGGUGGGAAGGUUCUGGUGGUUCCCGCAGAUGGCAGUCACUGGCUGAGCAUGCGGGAUGUUGUGAGGGAACUUCAUGCCCGAGGUCAUCAGUCUGUGGUCCUGGCUCCAGAGGUGACCAUGCACAUCAAAGGAGAGGACUUCUUCACCCUCAAAACCUAUGCAGCUCCACAUACAAGACAAGAAUUUAACCAACAAAUGAUGAGAAACCUUAAAGUGGUCUUUGACACAGGAAACAAUGUGGAGACAUUCUUUAAAUCCUCCGAGGCUUUGAAAAACAUAUCGGCAGUUCUCUUAAAGACUUGUACAAAUCUAUUGCACAACGAGCCCCUGCUCCGGCAUCUGAACUCAAGUUCCUUUGAUGUAGUCUUAACAGAUCCUGUGGUUCCGUGUGGGGCAGUGUUGGCUAAGUACUUGGGCAUUCCUGCUGUGUUCUUUCUACGAUACAUUCCCUGUAGCAUAGACUAUGAGGCCACACAAUGUCCAAACCCUUCCUCAUAUAUUCCAAACCUACUCACAAUGCUUUCCGACCACAUGAGCUUCCUGCAAAGGGUCAAGAACAUGUUGUACCCUCUGACCUUGAAGUACAUUUGCCAUUUCUCAUUCACUCCCUAUGAAAGCCUCGCCUCUGAGCUUUUGGAGAGAGAAGUGUCGUUAGUGGAGGUUCUCAGCCAUGCAUCGGUGUGGCUGUUCCGAGGGGACUUUGUGUUCGACUACCCCAGGCCCAUCAUGCCUAACAUGGUCUUCAUUGGGGGCAUAAACUGUGUCAUGAAGAAGCCCCUCUCUCAGGAAUUUGAAGCCUAUGUCAACGCCUCUGGAGAGCAUGGCAUCGUGGUUUUCUCUUUGGGAUCCAUGGUCUCGGAGAUUCCGGAGAAGAAAGCCAUGGAAAUCGCCGAGGCUUUGGGCAGAAUUCCUCAGACAGUCCUGUGGCGCUAUACCGGAACUAGACCAUCGAAUCUUGCAAAAAACACAAUUCUUGUCAAAUGGCUACCCCAAAAUGAUCUGCUUGGUCAUCCGAAGGCUCGGGCGUUCAUCACACACUCUGGUUCCCAUGGUAUUUAUGAAGGAAUAUGCAAUGGAGUUCCCAUGGUGAUGAUGCCCUUGUUUGGUGAUCAGAUGGACAACGCCAAGCGCAUGGAAACUCGGGGAGCUGGGGUGACCCUGAAUGUCCUUGAAAUGACUGCUGAUGAUUUGGAAAAUGCCCUUAAAACUGUCAUCAAUAACAAGAGCUACAAGGAAAACAUCAUGCGCCUCUCCAGCCUUCACAAGGAUCGUCCUAUAGAGCCUCUGGACCUGGCUGUGUUCUGGGUGGAGUAUGUGAUGAGGCACAAGGGGGCACCGCACCUGCGCCCAGCUGCCCAUGACCUCACCUGGUAUCAGUACCACUCCUUGGAUGUGAUUGGCUUCCUCCUGGCCAUUGUGUUGACAGUGGUCUUCAUUGUCUUUAAAUGUUGUGCCUAUGGCUUCCGGAAAUGCUUUGGGGGAAAGGGGAAAGUGAAGAAAUCACACAAGUCCAAGACCCAUUGAGAAGUGGUGGGAAGCGAAGGAGACGUAUUAGUGCAUUAUCCAAUCAGUUGAAACUUGAAAAUGAAUGUUUAUCCACGUUGUUUUUAUUAGGGAAAUAAUUCGCCAUACAUCACACACCCAGAACAUUUUUUUAAAAAUAAAAACAAUCUAAUUGCUGACCACACCCAUCAGGGAAGGUACUGGAAUAUGUGAUCUGCUUCUCCAGUAUCUUCAGUCUGGAUAAUCCUUUCCAUCUGUUGGUAACUUACAGAAAGUUUGGCACUCUGCCUUCAGUGACAGCCCCUCAGUUUCCCCUGCUUCGGUCAGCUGAUGGCUUCCUUCCCUGUUCUCAGACUGUUGUGACCUUCACCACUGUUAGCCAUUCCUCAUUGUGCUCAUGCAUUGUGGGUGGCAUGGCCUUUGUAGCUGUGGGAGAAAAAGAUGAGGCUCUGACACUGGUGACCUUGUGUUUGAGAUAAUAAUCACUGCUGUGUCUGAAUUUGAUAAAAAUUAAAGUAUGUUCUAAGGCAAGCACAUCUUCUGUAGUGUUACCAAACCAAGAAUUUAUCAAUAAAUUCAUAUAAAUUGUA
Molecule: messenger RNA, 2201 nt
Organism: Grammomys surdaster
Lineage: Eukaryota; Metazoa; Chordata; Mammalia; Rodentia; Muridae
Product: UDP-glucuronosyltransferase 1-2
Exons: 5
Coding region: 40-1632 (530 amino acids)
Molecular function (GO): UDP-glycosyltransferase activity
Source: RefSeq, a predicted model, not a curated record